AUGGGCUCGUCACCUCACGUCAAAUUCCUCAUGAUGGUGAGCCGACUUGUCGUGGACAACUUCUUUGGGGUCUUUGCGGUGGCCGUCGCUGCCGCCGUGGUCGGGAGGGCGUGGCUCAUUCGCCCCGAAGAGAUCCUAGACCAGAUGCUCACCUUGCCGCGUGUCUACGUCUUCUUGGCGGUGAUCCUGGCGGCGGCCCUGGAGAAGAUGCGGCGCAUGCGGCGGCUGCGGGAUGUGUACCUCGUGGAGUACGGAUGCUUCCGGCCCAAGCCCUGCUACCGCACGCCGUUCGCCACGUGUCUGGAGCAUGCGCACCUCAUGCCGUACCUCGUCGACGAGGAGAGCGUCGCCUUCGCGAUGCGGCUGCUCGAGCGCUCCGGGCUCGGCGAGGAGACAUGCGUGCCGGACGCGUACCACUACAUGCCCCCGGACCGCAGCCUCAAGGCGUCCCGGGACGAGGCCGAGCUGGUCAUGUUCGCCGCCGUCGACGAUGUGUUCGCCAAGACGGCCGUGAUCAAGCCAGCCGACAUCGACGUGCUCAUCGUCAACUGCAGCAUCUUCACGCCGGUUCCGGUGUUUGCUGACAUGGUCGUCAACAAGUACAAGCUCCGCUCCGACGUGAAGAUCAUGAACCUGUCGGGGAUGGGGUGCAGCGCUGGGCUCGUCUCGGUCGGCCUCGCCAGGAAAAUCCUCCAGGUGGCGCCGGCAGACACGCGCGUGCUGAUAGUGUCCACGGAGAUCCUCUCGUCGCAGUACUACGUCGGCACGGAGCGUGCGAUGCUGCUGCCCAACUGCCUCUUCCGCAUGGGCGCCGCGGCCAUGAUCCUCUCCAACUCCCCGAGUGAGGCGCGGUUUCGUCUCCGGCGCGUGGUGCGCACCGUCACCGCCGCACGAGACGCCGACUACCGUUGCGUGUUCCAGGAGGAGGACGACAAGGGGAACACCGGCAUCCGCCUCUCCAAGGACCUCGCCACCACUGCCGGCUACGCGCUCAAGAACAACAUCGCGGCUUUCGGGCCCCUCGUCCUGCCGGCCACGGAGCAGCUCCUCGUCGCGCUGUCCCUGCUCAAACGGAGGCUCCUAAGAGGGCGCGCCAAGGUGAGGCUGUAUCGCCCGGACUUCCGCACUGCGUUCGAGCACAUCUGCAUCCACGCGGGCGGGCGUGGCGUGAUCGACGAGGUGCAGGACGGCCUCGGCCUCUCCGACGACGACGUCGAGGCGUCGCGGAUGACGCUGCACAGGUUCGGCAACACAUCCAGCAGCUCGGUCCUCUACGAGCUGGCGUACCUGGAGGCCAAGGGCCGGAUGAAGAAGGACGACAGGGUGUGGAUGAUCUCCUUCGGUGCCGGAUUCGACUGCAACAGUGUCUCGUGGGAGUGCGUCAAGCCGGCCGGCGACGCCGACGGGCCGUGGGCCGAGUGCAUCGCCCGCUACCCCGUGCAGCUGCCCGAAAUCGACAAGGACAUCAGGACAACACUGGCUUCAACUGUUAAAGUAUGGGGCAACGAGUUUCGGCGGUGA
This is a messenger RNA of Triticum turgidum subsp. durum (durum wheat), 1521 nucleotides long. The record is from the annotation of a GenBank genome assembly. NCBI's taxonomy places the organism in Eukaryota, Viridiplantae, Streptophyta, Magnoliopsida, Poales, Poaceae.